GCUCGGACUCUGGCUACUUUCCUUCUUUCUAUCCGACUCUGGGCACGAGGGUCUGUCUCUCCUUAGGACCCGGAGCUUUGGUGCCGAGCUCUUCGCUUGGCUGCUCCGCGCUCCGCAGAGCCAGCGUCGGGUGCGCAGCGAGCUGCACGUCCCGCCCUUCGAGGAGGGGUGUGACCUGAGAGUUUAGAUAAGAGGUGCCUGCUGUCUGGCACACCCGGCGGCCCGCGGAGCUUCCUCAGCGGCGCAGCCUCUCCUCCCGAGGCGCGCAUGGAGCGGCGGGGCUCUACGCACCCGGACGCCGGGGCCCUGGCCCUCCCGCAGCCCACCAUCAUGCAGUCGUUCUACCGCUGCCAAAACACCACCUCGGUGGAGAAGGGCAACUCGGCGACAAUGGGCUGGGUGCUCUUCAGUGCGGGCCUCCUGGGCAACCUGCUGGCUCUGGGGCUACUGGCGCGCUCGGGGCUUGGGUCGUGUUCGCUGCGCUCACCGCGCCCGCCGCCUUCGGUCUUCUACGUGCUGGUGUGCGGGCUGACUGUCACCGACUUGCUGGGUAAGUCCCUGGUGAGCCCCUUCGUGCUGGCGGCCUACGCGCAGAACAGGAGCUUGUGGGGGCUGGUUCCCCCGCCUGACAGGUCGCUGUGCGACGCCUUCGCCUUCAUCAUGUCCUUCUUCGGGCUCGCCUCGACGCUGCAGCUCCUGGCCAUGGCCCUGGAGUGCUGGCUAUCCUUGGGGCACCCCUUCUUCUACCGACAGCACAUCACCCUGCGCCGGGGCGUGCUGGUGGCGCCCGUCGUGGGAACUUUCUGCCUGGCUUUCUGCGCGCUGCCCUUCGCGGGCUUCGGGAAGUUUGUGCAGUACUGCCCCGGCACUUGGUGCUUUAUCCAGAUGGUCCAUGAGGAGCGCUCGCUGUCGGUGCUGGGCUACUCGGUGCUCUACGCCAGCCUCAUGGCGCUGCUGGUCCUAGCCAUCGUGCUAUGCAACCUGAGCGCCAUGCGCAACCUCUACGCGAUGCACCGGCGGCUGCAGCGGCUCCCGCGUUCCGGCAUCAAGGAGCGCGCGGAGCCCAGAGCCGGCGAGAGAGAGGCGUCCCCGCAGCCUCUGGAGGAGCUAGAUCAUCUCCUGCUGCUGGCCUUCAUGACAGUGCUCUUCACCGUGUGCUCCCUGCCUUUAAUUUAUCGUGCUUACUAUGGAGCAUUUAUAGAUGUUGACAAGAAAAAUGAAACUUCCGAAGCCGAAGACCUCUGUGCCUUGCGUUUUCUAUCUGUGAUCUCAAUUGUGGACCCCUGGAUUUUCAUCAUUUUCAGAACAUCAGUAUUUCGGAUGUUUUUUCACAAGAUUUUCAUAAGGCCUCUUAGGUAUAGAAAUUGUCACAGCAAUUCCUACCGAACUAACAUGGAAUCCAGCCUAUGACAAUGUUUUACACUCUCUGGUAAGCUGAGGCAUGUAUCACACUUGCCAUCAAAGAACCACGACAAAAAAAAAACAAAAACUCUUACAACUAAAUCCUUAAAAGUUAUCUCCCAUAACAAAACAUCUAAAGGUAUUUUCAAAAGUAUUUGAUAUCUGAACAAUGUAUUGUCACUCUAGAUUCAUGAACCAGUUCAGUAGAUUUUUUUCAUUUCAGGUCAUUAACAGUGACUAAAAUUUCAUAUAUUGUAAACAAUGUUAUAAGUCUUAAAGAGAUGAUAUUGUUAUGACAUUUGUACUUGGUGUCCCUAAUUUUUUAGAAAGGUCUUGAGACUUCCAGGUCUUUAUUUAAACCCAAUAGAAACACUGCUGUCUACAGUUAUGUGAUGGGUGUUUUUAAAAUUCUUACCUGAUUCAUUUCUAGUGAAACCGGAUUCAUUUAUUUUGUAUCACAAUUACCCGUCUAAUUCUUUUCUUUGCCAACUGGUGUAAGUAUGCCUGAAUUAUAGACACUCCUCAGAGAAGUGAGGUGGGAAAUGUAGACAAAUCAGGAGUUCGGAGGGGCCUUGUGCAGCCACCUCCUGGAAGGUGCUCACUGCCUCACGUGGAGAGGCAAAGCUAUAAAUAAGUAGACACAAGGCAAGAUGUGACUGCCCACGACCCAGAGAAGAAAAAAUGAUUUUUAUCAUUUAAAGUCCAGUUCCUUGUAUAUUGAAGCAGGAAUGUCAGUAGGAAUCAAAAUUUUGGAGUGGGCUACAAAAUAUUGUUUCAAUUUUGGCACCUCGGUUUCAUAAGCUUAUCAUGUGAAUGACUUCUCUGGGGGAGGGAUUUAUGCUUCUUUGAGAAACAGUGAUGUGUGACUUACCAGAGAGCCCUGUUUACUACCUGUGGUUGUGUGAAGCAGCAGGGCAUUCGCACAUCAAAAAGCCCACCCAGGUCUCCCUCAACCUCAGCUGAGGGUGGUGGCAAUGACCUUAAUUAACAUCUACCUAUUAACAACCAUUUUCUGCUCUUUGUGGAGGAAGUAAGAUCUUAGUGAGGUUCCUGAGAGCUAUAUACUUUCCAAAAUAGAGCAGGAUGGGCUCAGAUGGAGCACAACUGAGCACUUUAAUUGUUCAUUUGAAUGUUUACAAAGGUUAGCAACACUAGGACCAAAAGGGAAAAGUGGGGAAAAUACAGCUGCAGUUAUUAAACUGAACAGGAGACUCUAAACACAGCUCACAGGUGAAAACUCACUUUAGAUAAAGGAACAGAUGGGGGACAUGAGCAGGGUUUCAGCACCUCAGAGUCCUUUUGUACCCCAACACACACAGACUCUGAAAUGGAGAGCCGACUACAUUUUAAUAGACCCGAGAUUCCCAUUCAGCUAUCUGUUCCAAAGACAAGAGUAUUUGCCUUAUUUCCAGCUUAGCAGCAACCCCAUUUUUCACCUCUGGUUUGUUUUAGUGAUGGUAUUAAUCUGGAUACAUAUGUGUGGGGUAUUUUUCUAUAGCAACACUGUGAAAUGGCCAAAUUAGAAAUAUGUGAAUUAUAAGUUGAGAGUAUGAUGUGAUGAAAAAAUGCAGUCAUUUUGAAAGUUUAACUUUCGUUUGUAUAUUUAAUGUGUAAGUACAUAUAUGUUUUAUUGUCAGAGGAAGUGCAUCUUUUUUGUGCUUUCUUUUUGGAAGAUGUGGUAUGAUAAUUGUCAAGGUA
Molecule: messenger RNA, 3099 nt
Organism: Hipposideros armiger (great roundleaf bat)
Lineage: Eukaryota; Metazoa; Chordata; Mammalia; Chiroptera; Hipposideridae
Gene: PTGDR
Product: prostaglandin D2 receptor
Exons: 2
Coding region: 268-1410 (380 amino acids)
Biological process (GO): inflammatory response; positive regulation of cytosolic calcium ion concentration; G protein-coupled receptor signaling pathway
Cellular component (GO): plasma membrane
Molecular function (GO): prostaglandin D receptor activity
Source: RefSeq, a predicted model, not a curated record